AUGAUAAAAAUUACUUAUCAUAAUAAAGUCAGCUCCAAUCAAAAAUUAAACUUUAUAAAAGAAUGUUUAUAUUGUUACUAUUUUCCUUGUCAAAAAAAAAAAAAAAUAGAAAGCGAUAACUUCACUGAUCUUGAUUCUGAAGACAAUUUUUAUAAUAUUGAUGAACUAUUCAAAGAUUAUACUUCAGACUCUGAUAAUCAAGUCAUUCAAGAAACUAGUACUAGUUUGUCUUUAUCAUCUCAAAACUAUUACAGAAAAAAAAAAAAACUUGGUUCAACAAUUUGGCCUCAUUUUAAUACCAACACAACUGCUCGCCUUAGAGUACCUUAUAGAACACCAACAAGACAAGCAGCAAAAAUAAUGAUAAUGAAUAAAUUCAAAAAUAAAACUUUAGCGCUUACUACUGAUAAUGAAUCUGCAAUAAUUGUUUAUGGAAGGUUAAUUGUACAAGAACUACAAGAUGAGUUUGAUAAUAUCAGAUUUUCACACUAUCGCUGUGUAGCACAUAUACUCAACUUGGCUGCAAAAAAAGGAUUAGAAAUGGUUGAUUCUUUAGUAGGAAAAGUUAGAAACUUAAUGUCAAAACUUAGAGUAUCUACUUGUCUUUGUAAUGAUUUACGUGAAUUAUGUAAACUUAAAGGAAUUCUAUUUCUUAAACCUGAGUUGGAUAUUGAUACAAGAUGGAAUAGUACAUAUUACAUGUUACAAAAAAUACAAAAAAUAGAAGCAGCUCUUAACUUACUUGUAGUAGACCAUCCAUCAAUCCGUUUGUUAUAUCCCAAUAUUAAUGAGCAGCAAAACUUAUAA
Messenger RNA from Scutellospora calospora, 807 nucleotides. The record is from the annotation of a GenBank genome assembly. Lineage: Eukaryota; Fungi; Glomeromycota; Glomeromycetes; Diversisporales; Gigasporaceae.